AUGCAUUCGCCUGUUAUGAGCCGGAAUGCCCCCGCGGCUCCGCAAGCUUCACACGCCACCCGCUCACCUAGAACAUCACACCAGUAUACGCACAAGCGCAACUCGUCGUCCUACGCGGGAGAUAGCUUCGAAGACGUCGAAAUCGCCGACAGCAUCGUCAGACCUCCACCUUCCGCGUUGACUUCAAGGGCCGCCACCGCGUACGACCCCAAUGCACCUUCUCCACUCGAGGACUACCCCAACUCUGCGCGUAGCAGCCACCAGCGCACCCUGAGCACGUUGAUCGACAACUGCCAGCCGUUCCUCAACCGCGCCACCACCACGAUACAACAACAUACUUCCGCCGCAGCAUCGUUCCGUCCACAGUCACCAACCAAGUCCCUGGCUAGCUUCAUUCCUUCGCGCGGCGCCACUGAAUCCAACGCUUCACAGCCCAAGAUUCGAGCGCUGCAGAACUGGUUCAACGGCUCGUCUGCCCCCGUCAAGCUUGGUGUCGCUCCUCAGAGCGAAUACUCGGAAUCAGAGUCGGGUUCGGAAUCUGGAGAAGAAUACGACUCGGAAGAAGAGAGCGAAGACGAAGAAGAAGGAAGCGGCAACAUGAUGGCCAGCCUCUUCAACCGGGGAUCCUCGUUCACGGGCGCGCGCAGCGACAGCCCGCAGCGAUCGACAGAAACACCCACUCCCACAAAGCCACAGCAACCGACUCCCAGCAGCAAGUUCGCGUGGCUGCUAUCCACCCAGAAGAACGCUGCGAUACCUCCUCCAUCGUCUUCGCCUGUAUACCACAACCCGGAGGAUGAGCUUCUGAACGUCAACAUUGCGCAAGCUCUCUUUCCUCAUGGCCCCGCUGACCCUCUUGCACCAUCAUCCUUCAACGACCUCCUUGCCAACGCCGAAGCACUUCUCUCCCGCUACCAGAAAUCAUAUCGCCAACUGUCCACAUCCCUGGUAGAUGCGCGAUCAGAACAGAGCGCGCAAGAAGAUGAACUCGACGAGGCGGACACACGGGUGCGACACCUGAAGAUGCAGCUCGAGACCAUGGCCGCAAAAGCCACCGAGCAGGACGAGCAGAUGCGCAAGAUGGCGGAAGAGCUUGCGUUUGAGCGACGGGCCAGGCAAGAAGAGGAGGCGGCACGCAAGCGAAGCCUUGCUCUCGUUCGCAGCCAACCAAUCUGCGAACAUGCUGCGUGUGCCGACACAACUCCCCGUAGACGAAACCGCAUCUCCAACUCGGAAAUCAGCGUGGACUCUGGCUUCGAGUCGGAGUGCGAGACAGAUGCUGCCAGCGUCUUCUCAAGGAACUGCAUGAGCCCGACCGGCACCGACAUGUCCUCCGUCCUCGAGCAGGAUCUCGACAACACGCCCAAGAACCGCAAGCCUCAACCCAUGGAGCGCAAGAGCACAUACGACAAAGUCCGCGACGGCACCGUCAACCUCGAGAAGGGCGGCUGGGGCUGCGCUAACUGCGAAGGCGGUGCACAAGCAGCGGUCUGGGGCCGUCUGGCCAAGGAGCGCGAGGAGAACCGCACUCUGAGGCACAGGGUCGAGCAGCUCGAGGACGCUGUUGAGGGCGCUCUGAACAUUGUCGAUGGUCCCUGGGGAAUGUAA
Molecule: messenger RNA, 1608 nt
Organism: Parastagonospora nodorum SN15
Lineage: Eukaryota; Fungi; Ascomycota; Dothideomycetes; Pleosporales; Phaeosphaeriaceae
Exons: 1
Coding region: 1-1608 (535 amino acids)
Source: RefSeq, a predicted model, not a curated record